AUGACCACGGCCUACAUCGUCGAUCUCGACCCUGUAACAGAGAGGUACCAUCGAUCUACCAACGCAUCGCGUCGACAGCUUUCGAUCAGGGACAAUGGAUCAGGGACAAUGGCGGGUCAGGGGGCUGACUGCUCCGUAGGAAUACCCAUUAUUAGUGAGGUUUUCAACAAGAUGCUCGAAGUCGUCAAGAAAGAUGGACCGAGAGGUUUGACAUUUUCAAUGACGCCAAAUUACCACGAAUUCAACGAUAGUUAUGGCCUGCCGUGGUUCAAUCACUACUUCCUUCAGGAGUUCAUUCCAUCUCAACCCGAGAUCAAGGCAAGAUUGGAGAGUGGAAUUCGGAUGCUUGACGUCGGGUGCGGUCGCGGUGCUGCAAUGAAAAUGCUGGCCCAGAGUUUUCCCAACAGCCAUUUCGUCGGUCUUGACAUUGACCAGUGCAACGUGGAUUGGGCCUAUAAGGAUGUAGCCACGCUUGGUCUGAAGAACCUUGAGUACGUCUGCGCCGACGCCUCUGCGAUGCCUAACGACUGGACCUCGACUUUCGACUACGUUUUCUUCUUCAACCUCCUCCACGACACACCCCGACCUGACCUGAUCAUUGAUGACGUCAAGAGAGUGAUGAAGAAGGAUGGAAUCAUGUCGGUGAUCGAGCUGUAUGCUGAAUCGAAACACGCCGAUAACCUUGGAGAUCCGAACGCCUCGUUUAUUUACACCGACAGCUUGUUUUACUGUCUGCCGAUGUCCAACAACCAUCCUGGCUCCAUGGCUCUAGGUGCGAUGUGGGGCAAGGACAGCAUAAAGAAGUUCCUGGAAGGAAAGGGUUUCAAAGUGAAAGCAGUCAGCACACUCCCCAUGAUGCCACAACUUCACUUCCUGUCUGAAUUAAUGUAAAUCAAAGCUUGCAAAAGAAAAGGUGUGGAUGGGGUUCAUAUAAACGGGGAAAAUAUAAACAACUUAUCAUAUGGUUAUGAUUCCCGUAUGGUGUGUUUGGGGUGAAUAGGGGCCCAAUUCGUGAAAAAAUUUUGAGCGGCGAGUCAGCGAGCC
This is a messenger RNA of Strongylocentrotus purpuratus (purple sea urchin), 1044 nucleotides long. RefSeq names its product sterol 24-C-methyltransferase. The transcript is spliced from 3 exons. The coding region runs from base 1 to 891 and encodes 296 amino acids. The record is from RefSeq and is a predicted model, not a curated record. Lineage: Eukaryota; Metazoa; Echinodermata; Echinoidea; Camarodonta; Strongylocentrotidae.